This is a messenger RNA of Hyaloscypha bicolor E, 1507 nucleotides long. RefSeq lists its product as uncharacterized. The transcript is spliced from 2 exons. NCBI's taxonomy places the organism in Eukaryota, Fungi, Ascomycota, Leotiomycetes, Helotiales, Hyaloscyphaceae. The coding region runs from base 191 to 1372 and encodes 393 amino acids. The record is from RefSeq and is a predicted model, not a curated record.
AAUCUGCCUCGCAAGCCACAAUAUGCGAGUGCAGGGAAGCUGACCACCUGUGGCCAUCUCCCAUCUCCAACUUCACUUCUCUUCAAACUUCACUCCAGGUAACUCUCUUCCUCUCUCAGACUCUUGCUCCUUCUUCUGCAUUGCAUGCACGAUAUCGCAACAACCAGAAGUCGUUCCAUAGUUUGAUUAGAUGCUUCUGUCUGGUGCCGGGCAUACAGCCUUGAGCGAGGGCGUGGCCUCGUCCCCAAUUGUCCAAAUCAAGAUGUCAUUCGCCUUCAAAAUCAGCGACCUUGGCCUCGUAACAAAACUCGCAUAUAGCACGGUGCAGAAUGCGAGGAGGGCGUGUGGUGCACAUUCAGCGCUUGCGCGGGAGGUCAAUAGUUUGCAUGUUGUCUUGACGAGGCUAGUGGCGGAAGUUGUGAAGCCUGAGAGUAUUCUCAAUGGUGGUGCGUCCAGCAGCGAAAAUGGGGACGGGAGGGAUGAGAAGAGCAAAGAAUUGGCGGACUUGGUGAGGAAUUGUGAGCGUGUGUUGAGAGUGUUGAAGGAGAUCUUGGAAAAGUACAAUGCACUAUCAGACGAGAAGCGAAGUGUGCAGAAACUCUGGCAGAAGGUCAAAUUCGGGAGUGGCGAGAUGCAAGACCUGGAUAAGAUCCGAUCCGAACUUGCGACAUAUACACAGGCUAUCACAUUAUUCUUGAAUCUCGCAGGCCUUGGAAGCCAAGGAAAGGUCGAACGAUAUAUGGAAAGCCAAGGGGAUGAACUAAGAGAUAUCAAGGCCAGCUUGAAUUUGUUGACGGCCAAACUUCAAGUGAAGGAGGGGUCAACUCAUGGGGAGAGGAGUAUACUAUCAAGUUAUGAUGGUGAUGACAAAGAAGUUUGGAAGAUGUUUAGGAGGGAGUUGAUACUGGAUGGAUUUUCGAGCAAAGUGCUCAGCAGGCACAAGGAGACCAUCAGGAGUUACGUGAUGGAGCUCGGAGCGAGGGGAGUAUUGGAUGAUACUGUACCUGAAUUGGAAGAAGGUGGUAGUGAGAUUGCAACCGAAAACGGAGCUGAUGGAGACGUCCUCCCACGAGCCUAUGAGCUGGUUGAAAGAUAUCUGUCAGGCAAAGCCGCUCUAGAGCAAGGAAUUAGAGAAAAGGGUUCCAGCAUCUCUACCGUGGAGCUUCCGGAGGCCCCCGUACCAGACCAAUCAACAUUAUACACGACAUCACUUAAGGAUCAUCAUAGCACCACUAUAGAUUUCCCAGACGAAGAAGACUCGGGAUCCGAAAAUAAUGGAACGAAAGAUCCUCAUUCAGCAAGCGAAAGCGAAACAAAAUCUAAAGUCGAUGAAGAAGCAUUCUCACAGUCUAUGCCAGGCGUGUCCCAGUAGCUACUUGCAUCAGAAACGAACUCCCGCAACGUCCCGGCUAUUGGCUCGGAGGGAGAAGACAAUUCUGAAUUGGACUCCAGUUCUGAUAGUAGCGAAGAGCGCAUCAGAGCUGCUGGUCAAGGCGAAAACAAAGAU